GCUGUUCCGCUCCAACAACAACCCCGUGCUUCCGUGUUCAGAACCGUACAGGCGUUCCGGACACAUACCAUGUCAUAAACUCUGCCGCGAGCGCCCAGUAGAGGUCAUCAUGGCUGCCAACUACUGGGAAUCGACCCAGCGUCGCUUCUGGCUCUUCUCCAAAGACGAACUCCAAGCGGUGCGCCAGAAACUUGAAGACGACAAUGCCGAGCUCGUCCAAAUGUUCCCUCUCCCGCAGCCGCGGCACCUGGCCAUUUUUUUUAACCAGCAGGUCAACCGCCUAGGUAAACGCAUGGUCAUUCGACAGCAAGCCAUGGCCACCGCUCAGGUCUACAUCAAACGCUUCUAUACCAAGGUCGAGAUCCGACGAACGAACCCCUACCUGGUGGUCGCGACGGCUCUCUACCUGGCUUGUAAGAUGGAAGAGUGUCCUCAGCAUAUCCGCUUGAUUGUCAGCGAGGCCCGCUCGUUGUGGCCCGACUUUCUAAGUCUCGAUACCUCGAAGCUCGGCGAGUGCGAGUUCUUCAUGAUUUCCGAAAUGAGCUCCCAGCUCAUUGUCUAUGCGCCCUACCGAACCCUGAACAGCUAUCAACAGGAACUGAGCCUGACACAAGAGGACGUGAAUCUGGGCUGGUCCAUUCUAAACGAUCAUUAUAUGACGGAUCUGCCCCUGCUAUACCCGCCGCACAUCAUUGCGCUCACCGCGAUCCUGCUUGUCCUGGUACUGCGACCUUCUUCUAGUAUGUCGGGAUCGAACCAACCGACGGCGACGAACAUCGCUGCUGCGAGUGCGGCGUUGGCCCAGGCCCAAGGAAGGGCACCAGGACUGCCUCCAACCCCAGGCACGCCCAAUCCAGCCGACAAGGAGAAGCAACCGGAGGCCAGGUUUGGCCGGGUGCAGCGCUAUGGCGCCUGGUUGGCAGAGAGUAAUGUGGAUAUUGCCGCCAUGGUCGACUGCACCCAGGAGCUGAUUUCGUUCUACGAGUGCCAUGAGCAGUACAACGACAAGCUUACCCGGGAACAAAUCAACAGAUUCGUCAAGGCAAGGGUUCUCGACAAGUGAUUCAGCCAUUCUUACCAGGCUGCGUGUCUAUACAAAUACCGUUUAAGUUGUGGCAGAGGAGUGAAAAUACCAUUUAUAACAUCUGUGUGCUAGGUCUCAAAAAGUUGUCAACGCCCACCGCAAUUGUUUGGCUUGGUAUGCAAUCGUCAGAGAGUAUCGUUUAUGAAGCUACAAGACCACAUCGAGGCUUGACUGGUCACCAGUACUGGUCGAUGAAUGCUCCUCGCUCAUCAACCCGGCGCCAGUCAAUAGUCACGGCCGAACGAUCCACUAUGUAUAUGACAUGAGAUUUUGAGGAUAG
This is a messenger RNA of Colletotrichum destructivum, 1364 nucleotides long. Its product is annotated as Putative cyclin. The record is from RefSeq and is a predicted model, not a curated record. Lineage: Eukaryota; Fungi; Ascomycota; Sordariomycetes; Glomerellales; Glomerellaceae. The transcript has 2 exons. Gene Ontology annotation, molecular function: cyclin-dependent protein serine/threonine kinase regulator activity. Gene Ontology annotation, biological process: positive regulation of transcription by RNA polymerase II. Gene Ontology annotation, cellular component: nucleus; mediator complex. Bases 110 to 1063 code for a protein of 317 amino acids.